CAUGCCCAGUUUUUAUCCCCUCGGUGUGAGGCCUGCGGGCAGCCCGGCCAUCGCCGGGAGACCCCCAGUCCCUUCACCGAAGCUCGCGGCCGAGGGCACCCAACGCCCGGCCGCCAUCACCCAGCGACGGGGCCGCUUCCCCCGCGCCGCCAUUUCCAACGGCUGCCUCCCCGCUCACCCCCGCCUGUCGCCGAGCCCUGGGCCCGCCCCCGCUGUAGGUGCGGCCUCGUCCCCAGCCACCCUCGGCCAGAAGAUGCUAAAACCCUUCAUCAGUGAUGAACUGCUUUCCCUGGUGUGUCCCAGCCUACCAUAAAUCAGCACUGGCUUUGGGCCCGUGAUGGGUAGUAUAUAAGUGUCUUUACUGACUGAAAACCUGAAUUUUUUUUUUUUUUUUUGCUGGGAAAGCUGGAAAAUGUUCAAAAAUCAGUAUCAGGGUGGUCCAUUUGUUGAAAUAUUCAGUGCCCAAGGCAAGAACCCAGGAGCAAAAUGGAAGAUUUUUGGCAAUCCUUCAGCUAUAUGGAAAGAAUAUGAUAAAGAAAUAAAGGGCUUUGUUUUUGUACUUGAAGGAAGCAGUCAAAUCAACAGAAUGCAGCUACCAAAGGAAACUAAACAAGCUCUGGGACUGAUCCAGCAGUUUCUGACACUUCAGAUUUUUGUGCCAUUGGGACAAGACUUCUCCACUGAGUUACUGAUAACUGAUUUAGGAAAUAUUAAAAGAAGAUUGUAUUUAUCAACAGUCCACAAGGAGUUGUCUGUAACCCCUCUGCAUGCAAAAAUUCCUCUACACAUGAUCAAGCGCAAAAUAUGGUGCAAUAUGUGUAUUGACUUGGUAGCAUUCACCAGUGAAAUAUUCAGAGGAGCUGUCUUCCAGUCUUUGGAUGGAAUUAUUAUUUCAGCUAACUGUAAGCUAAGAAAGAUCUUCACUUUAAAAUCCAAGCCUCAAGAUACAGCCGAGGAAGAUGGUAUGUGCUUUGUUCCAUUUACACCAUAUGAGACCAUAAAUGUUAUUCCUCGAACCUGCCAGCUAAAUACAGAUGUGCCGCAAGUUACACAAUUGCUGAACUUGACUAAAAUUCACAAGCCAGAAAUAAAAUGCAGGAGUUAUCCAGUAACAAUGCAAGGAACAGGACGCUUGAUUAAUAGGGGAAAAAGCAAUAUACGCAGCAAUAAAACUCAAGACGUAUCACAUAUUGCAUUUGGAUCAAAGAUCCUUGGACCACCUCCAUCUUCAAACAGAAGAGUCAGUACAAGGGUAUCUGGAGAGGUAACAAAGACUGUGGGUAGCAAAAGUACUAGAUCAUGCCAACUUCAAAGUUCAGGAAAAGGAACUGAAUCCCUACAAGACACCAAGAGAUUGGAGCUGUCGUUCUCACCAUGCAAUGAUUCUUUAGAUCAAGGAGGCAAGAAAAAUACUCACCAGACAGCUGAAGAUGUACAUCAGAAUGACUCUGCAAUUCAGACUCAGAAGAUGUCUGAGAAUGGAAGAACAGAUUUUCAGCUCCCCUUACCACAAGAUCUAUCACCAGACAAGAACAAUCAUGGAAGAUUAUGUAUAAAAAAUGCAGCCCAAAACACAUGGGAGAUAACCAGUGAUGAAUGGGUGUUUCCAGAAAGUUUUACAGAGAGUGCUCAGUUGGAUAAGAGUGGACAGUUUGUAGCUACUCAAGAUUCAGCCUGCCAUAAUUUACCGUCGCCACAGAAUGCAUCUGCUGAACAUCAGAGCAAUGAAACAGGUGAUCACCAUGUGAAUCAUAAAGAGAUUUUCACAUUUUCAUCAAGACCUCGGUCAGCUCCUCAUGGGAAAUCUCCAAAUAGGUCACCAGAACAUUGCAUUUUCCCUUUGGAUUUGAAGCAAGACAGUAACCAAGUCCAUGGGGAAAUCCAGAUUGCAGAUAACUUUCAAGGAACUGACAGCAGUGAAGAGGAUGACAGUAAUAUAUUUAUCCAGGGUACUGAGAAUCCAGAGAUCAGUGUUAGCAGGCAAGGAACAUCUGAUUCAGCAAUUUUUGAAGAGAACGCAAUAAAGAGCAUGCCAUGCAGAAAUGAGUACUGGAAGAAUAAGGAAUGCAGCAAACAAAACCUCGAGGAAACCAUCUUGUCAAAACCACAGAGUUCCACUGUGAGAAAAACAGAUUCUGUUAUCUCUCAGAGAAGCUUAAAGCCUACCCUUUCUCUUUCUCCAACUGGAACUAAAUCUGAAUUCUUUAACGUCACUCCAAAUGCAUCUGAAAAAAAUGAAGGACCUGAAGGAGUUUCUGGUCAGAUAAAACCAUCAAUUGGUAAAAAGUCCCUCAAGAAAAUCUCAAGAGAAAAUUCAUGUCUGACAACACAGACUUGUGAGUAUGAAUGGAAAAACUUCCAGACAAGUAGACUGAGUGUAUCUGAACUACAGAUGCUGGCUAGCAUGAAGAGGCAACACAAUGAAGAAUUAAGGGAUACGGAGAUCUCUCAUGGGCUAAGCGCAUCACAGAUAGACAACUGCAAUGUUAGCAUAAGUACAAGCAGUGAUGAUACAGCAACCUGGAAUUCUUGUUUCCCACCACCCGUCAGUCAGGAGCAUCACUAUCAGAAAGAAAUGAGCCCGCUUUCUCAUUCCAACCCACGAGACUGGUUGAACGUGUUCAGUCCCCCUCUCACUCCUGCAAGCCAAAAACUGGAUGAGCACACUAAAUCUUCAGCAAAUCAGAGUAUUCCAGGUGAAGAUGACCUCAAUGCUGAAGAAGACGAGGAAGUCUUGACUCUUUUGUAUGAUCCAUGUCUGAACUGUUACUUUGACCCAAAUUCUGGGAAGUACUAUGAAUUGGCGUAGUCAGAUCAUGAGAUACAUUAUUUUAUAGUCAGAAUGGGUUUAUCUUUUAACUGUUUGUAAAGUGUGACUGAGCUGUAUAAUUUAUCAUGUAACUUAAAACAUGAAUUAACCAAUAGUUUUGCAAACAAAUGAAUAUAUUAUGUAAAUAGUGUCUUAUUUUUAUAGUUUCACAUUAAGUUGUAAUGCAGUGGAAAAUCACAUUACAUAAAAGUUCCUUGUGGCUAAGACAUUUAUUUGUUAGUCUGAUUUAUUUCCAAUACUCAAAGGUUCUACAUGGGAACAAAUGAAAUUGAAUCAAGAGCUUUUGUGAUGUUCAUCUGUAAAUUAUGGUUUUACUCAAAAAUAUUUUUUUUUCAUUACUUGCUUACUGGAAAAUUUUAAUUGAUUCCAAGCUAUCUUACCCUUUGUACUGUUAAAAUACACAAUGCAUUGUUGAAAGGCAUCUAUUUCAUAAGUUCCCUCCCUCCCUUUAGUCACUGGAAAGAAAAGCAGUAUUCCCUCAUCUUCGAGAAAUUCCCUACUAUUGUGUAUUACAGUAACGAGAUGAUGUCAAAGCUGUAGGGUGUUACAAUGUGUACAGUACAGUGCACUGUAAGGUGUGUACACAGGCAGUUUGUAAAUCUAGACCACAACAGGGUAAAUACAGCAGGCCCUGAGAUUACCAGCUACUGUCUACUUUACUGCUGUAAUUUAACAUAGCCCUGAAGAAGAGCAAUGAGUGAUUGUUUCAACACUCACAAAUUGGAGCCUUGUUCCAUGUAAAGUAAGAAGAUGUGUUAUGAUUCAUAUGUGAAGCUGUGCUCAGUGUACAGGUGUGUGUUUUUUUCUGUUAUAUCUUGCAAUAAAAGAAGAUAAUUUAUU
Messenger RNA from Anas platyrhynchos (mallard), 3670 nucleotides. RefSeq names its product CFAP20 domain containing (gene CFAP20DC). NCBI's taxonomy places the organism in Eukaryota, Metazoa, Chordata, Aves, Anseriformes, Anatidae. The record is from RefSeq and is a predicted model, not a curated record.